Molecule: messenger RNA, 8333 nt
Organism: Alligator mississippiensis (American alligator)
Lineage: Eukaryota; Metazoa; Chordata; Crocodylia; Alligatoridae
Exons: 3
Coding region: 5331-6770 (479 amino acids)
Source: RefSeq, a predicted model, not a curated record
AUGCUUGGAGGGCUCGCAGAGCAGGCUGGACAGCUGCUAGACUGGGCAGGUUCAGUCAGGGGUCUCUCACCCCACACAGGGGGCUGAGUUGGGUGACCCUGUGGGGGCCGUUCCUACCCUGUGCUCUUGUGGCCCUUGGGGCAUUCCCUUGGCCUACCUGCAGUGCUCUGGCUCUGCCUGCAAGAGGGCUGGGAGCUCAAGGCACCAGUGAGUCCAAGCCCCGGCCCUUGUGGAGCGCUUAGCCUGGCUGAGGCUUGUGGGCUUCUGUGAGGGGGAUAAUGGGGGGGUUCAGUCUUGUCUGCAUCAUCAGGGCAUUGUCUCCUCGCGCAGCCAGGCCAUAGUAGGCCCUGCCCCACCUCCCCUUGGAGACUUCAGCUUUCCGUGGUGAGGAGUGGGUGUCACUGCCCACUGCCAUUGCCUCACCCCAGCCCAGAUCGCCCAGGGCAGCCCCUUGCCCCAUACUGAGCGUGAGCAGCCGCCUAUGCAGGCUGGUGCCACUGUUCCCUUGCCCCUCCCCCAUCCCCCUCUGCCUCCCUUGGGAUUGCAUUUAUUUUCUGGCUGCUGGUCCUGGGGCUCCAGACAGGCACAGAGGGUGGAGGAUGCUCCUGCUCCUGGUGCUCUUCACACAGGGGUGGAGCCUCCCACCCCCUGCUGCCAUCACCCACCUACCCACAGCUGUGGGAGCCCAGCCCUGGCCCAGGAGGCUGCCACAGGGCUGGGGGAGAGGGACGGUCCCUUUCCCUAGCAUAUGCUGCAGAGUGCAGGAGCCAGGACGAGGUAGGGGUCCUUUGCUUGAGUACAGCCUGGCUCUGGCCUGCCCUGCCCGACCUUGCUGCUGUGGGGGUGGCUGGUAUGGGAAGAGAUGGGUAGUACAGCUGGUCUCUCAACAAGGCAACCAUUGGAGCCCCAGAGGGGCUUCAGAGGUGGCCUAUGGCUUCUUGCUUGAGCUCAUUGUCUGGUUCUUCCUUGCCCACCUGUGGUUACUGAACUCUGCCUGGUGCUCGAUCAGGUGAGAGAGCUUGGCAGGCUUUGAGACCCAAACUAAAGAAGCCAGAGCCCAGGACUGGAAGGGCCAGGGUCACUCACUCUGAGUGGCCUACCUGCACCAUUACAGCUUGAGUCCCUAAUGCUCAGCCAGAGUGAUGCAGCUGCCAGAUCCUUUGCAGGGUGAGAUGGGAGGAGAUACACAAAGUGUGAGAAAAUCAGCAGGUAAGUACAGGCUCAGGCUCGUUGCUGCCUGGCUGAUCCCCCAUCCCCAUUGCCUGGUCCCUCUGCAAGGACGUAUCACAGAGAAGUUGGGCUGGAAGGGACCUCCUGAGGUCACCUAGUCCAACCUCCUGCCUCAGGUAGGAUCAUCUCUAUCCAAACCAUCCCAUACAAACCAUCAUCUUAAACUCUACUUAAGACUACCGCCAACCCUGACACAAUGCAGACCUAACACCCUAACCUGUCAAAGGUGAAGCAGGGAACCACAGCAGCCAACCGCCUGUUUCUAUGAAGUGUCAGUAUAGCCUCAAGAGAUCUGGGCCAGGGGGCCACACCCCCCGCUAUAGAGGAAGGUAAAACCCCCACAGUCUGGACCAGUCUGACCAUGGGGUAAAAUUCCUUUCUGACCCCAAAUAUGGUCGUCGUUCUGACCUUAAGCAAAGAAACAAGACCCUUUAGCCAGGAACCUCCAGCUUUGGUCCCUUACCAGGGGCACUGGCAAGUACUACAAUAUAUAAGCACUGUGGUCCUAGGUAAGCACUGUAAUGUAUAAAUCAGUUGCCUCUAAUUCACACGAGUUAUGGAGGGGUGCCUCAAGUCCAAUUAGGUUGAAAACCAUCUGUCUAAGUAAAAGAACAGUUGUGGAAAUGUUGCAACCUCCAGCUAUCCUGUUGCUGGGCAAUGUAGCAGAGAACUGGAAGGUGUGCAGGCAAAGGUCUGAGUGGUACCAAGUAGUCACAAGGGAAGAAGACAAAAGCGAUAAAGUCAAAUCCUCAAUCUUGUUGCAUGUCAUGGAGGAGCACACCUUAACACUUUCAGUGGGCCAAAAUAUACAUUUGAGCAGAAGGCUGUCCAAAUUUAAAGAUUAUUACAUGCCUAAAAGAAUGAGAUCCUUGAAAGAUACGGACUUUUUUCUAUGUGCAAACAAGGAGAAAUACAUAGUACGCUUCUUGAUUUUUUGAAGGGAAGCCUGAAGGAAAAAUAAAAUCUUCAACUGAGGUAGGUGAAUGGCAGCAGCUAAGUAGCAGAGCCUGGUCCCGCACCUGCUGUGAGCCCUGUGUGCUGGUUGGGUCUGUAGACCAACCCAGAGGUGUGGGGUCAAGGACGGCAGGCUGAGUCUGACUCCAUGCAGAGUCGUUCCCGGUUGUCUGAGUCUGGAGUCACACACUGAAGGGGGCAGGAAACCUUGUAUUGGAUUCGAGUAAAUAUGGCAGUCAUUAGAGUGGAAGCAAGGCCUUGACUGGCUACAUGUUAGAGGUGAUGCCAGCUGGCACAUUUCUGUGACCCUCACUGUGAAGUGGGUGGCACAUAGCUUUGUUCUCAAGUAAUACACCGCCUCAUGUCCAGUCUGCCUCGCUCUGGGUAGUACUCAUCCUUAAAUAAGGAACUGGGUUCAGAUCACCUGCAUGUGAGGGGAUACAUGUAGAGGCAUUGUCACUGACUUGUCCCCUCAGCCGCACCCCAAAGAAGAGACAAGUACAUGCCAUUACUAAGCCAUUACACCUUUUCUGAGCAAACCCUGCACAUACUGAACCAUUUCUGGUUUCUAUUCCCAGGAGGAGUAAAAAUGUUACCACCUCUAAAAACAAGCGUGGAGAAGCCAGAGGAAGAGGGGGAUCCACGGGAGGAAAUUCUUGCACCUGCAGCCCUGAAUGGGCUCUAUGUGGGAUUGAUUUUCCCUUACAUCAGAACCUGGUUCUGAGCUGGUGGCAUUGUGGCUGGGCAGAUUCAGCACAAACAGCAGGAGGAGGAAUCCAAACCAACUGCAUCCCCUUGAAAAGCCCCUGCACUGAUCUGCCAUCAUCCCCUCAGGAUUUUGUUUAUGAAGCUAAUUCCUCCGUGACACCUCUGGCUCCAGGAACCACCCAAUGGACUGACACAUGACUUGGGGUCCCCACAUCUCUAUAACCCACAGCAAAGACGAGAGGGUCAGAGCCUAAAGCUAAAGGAAAAAUAGGUAAUUCUAUGUUAGUGCAUAAUGUAAUUCAUUGGGGGCCAAGCUUUUUGGUAGAUGUGCUACAAGGUAAGCCUUGCACCCUUCCAGGGGCCACUGUGAUCCCUUUCCCCUGCCUGAUCUGUUGCUUUGAUAUCCGUUCCCUACCUUAUGCUCCACACUCAGUCUGUUGCUGUUUUCUGCUUCCUGCUCUAUCGCUGCUGUGUUCCCCCCCCCCGAUCUAUCAUAUGCCACACAGGCUGCCUGUGCCACUUGUAGCACCUGUUCUGCAAGCUAGCCACCCCUGACUUAGUAUAUAUAAACAUUCAAAAUAAAUCCCUUGUGGCUAAGGAGAGAAUCCCACUUCUUGGGUGGCUGCUCUAACCAUGAAGUUAUUAUACAGAAACACAAGCAUGUUUAGAACUGAAGGUAACUGUGGCUGCAGGAUUCAAUCCUUGGAUUCAGCCUGUGCUGGACUCCAUUUCCCAGCACCCCAGCCUAUGCCACUGCACAUGGUUUCCAUGGAGCCCCAGGAAGGAUGGGCCCAGGGUUUCCCCAGGCAGGAGCAUGCAGGCAGCAUGCUGUGCCCCAGUUCUGGACCCCUCUGUCACUGCCACAAAAUCCCAGCCCCAGCCCUACAGCAGUUCCCCAGGGGCUGCUAGGAAAUGGAGUCCGGCUACCAGCCAGAUCCAUCAGUUUGCUCACCCCUGAUCAACCCCAUCUGGGGCUUUAGGUACCUCCCUACCCCUCUUUUGGAUCAUAAUAGAGAUUAGGUAGAAGUUAGACACAUCUGAAAAUUCUCCAUAUAGAGUUCACAUGAGACAAUACAGUUUCAGAUAAACCGGAGCAAUUUAUAAUAUAGACUAGUCCCAGGAAUCUGCAAAAAAAAAAAAAAAAAGCCAUGUGUUUACCAAACAUGCCAGUCAGUGUGCACAUCUACACAUACUAUUAAUGCACUUUAAGCUUACUGUGCAGUAAAAUAAGGCACAAUAAGCUUUGCCUGGGAGCAUGUCUACACAUGCACCCAUCGGGCAUAUCCAGACACAUGCAGUAGGCGACAAAGGUGAAAGUAUUAUUAGGCAGUGCUGGGUUAAGAAAAAGUAAGUGUGAAAAGCAAGACUGGUAAUUUGAAGUAAUAGCCUAUUAUUUAUCCUUUAUUUAAAGAUAAAGCAGCUGCAGUCAAGCAUGCCAUAUCUGCUCUAGUACCCAAAAUAUUUCUCAAUGGGCACAUCUACAGGUGCAUUAAUGCACUUUUCCUAAUGUGCAUUACAUUUAGUGCCUCCAAUGUAAGGUACUAAAUAAAUGCAUAUUAGGCUGCCCUAAUGCAUAGUACUGAAAGCGCACAUUUUUAAAGUGAUGCUUAAUGCGCAGUAGCCUAUUUUACUAUCCCUCUGAGUACUGUGACACACGUUACAUUUAACAUGUUAUAAUUAGAUCAUAGUGUCACAACCCAAGGGUGUGAUUUUUGUUUGUGCGCGCUUUGGCACUGCUGAAUUAUUUCCUGCCACUUGUAGCUUUCUUUGCAGGGUGCAUUUCUUCGUUGCAACACAGAAAUGCACGUUGCAAGGAGUUCCCGCCAUUUGUAUUCAGAUUUGUGCCCCACUAUUGGUCAGUUCUAAAUUAUUCCUACAUGGUGGCUAGCGAUUGGCUUGCUAGCCGUAUAAGAGGCUUGAGUGGUUUCCGCCCAAGUUGGAGGACUCCACGACCAUCAGGAGGAGGAGAACUUCACGUCUCGCGAAGAUCUCUAAGCGCUGCGGAGCCUAUCGGACCCAGCGUGUAUCUCAAGAAGGCUAUAGGGGUCUGAUCAACCUCUCACCUCUCCCCGUCGCCGCCUGAUCCCUCGACGUACCCUUCCCUGUGCGCAAAGUUCCACGGAGCCUAGCAAACUUCGUGUGAGUGAAUCCAGAGCUCUACCUGGGGUUCGAGUCCUGCAGUUUUUUUUCUUCCCAUCACCGAAACUCCAUUGCGACGUACUCCUGAGGUUUUUGUUCAUCUCCCGUCACCGAAACCCCAUUGUGACGUACCCUUACGUUCUGCAGGUUCGAGUUUUUUCUUUUGUUUUGUAACCGCAACUCAAGCAAGUUUUCCUGCCUGCACCGUGACCAUCUUCAGUGUAAGUAAAAUAAUCUUAAAUCAACCACUAAGCAUCCGUGCCUAAUUCUAGCAUGCCGCCUGUCUUCCCCGACCCGGCAUGUCCGGGCUGCUGGCCACAGCCCGCCGCGCAAAAAAAGGGCCUCAGACUGCUCCCGGCCCGCACAUGGCGACGAGGAUGGGAUCCAGGGAAAGCACGCUGGAGCUAGAAUUAGUUAAGAACUGCCCUUGGCGCAGUGGAAAACGCCAAGUAGAAAACUUUAUGGAACUGGAGGCGCAUAUCGCUUACCACCAGGUGGGAGGAACGGGUGAGAGAUUUAUCAGCGGACGUCUUUCGCUGAAGGGAGAAGAGGGAGCUUCCGAAGACGGAGCCCAGAAAGAGAGGGAAGUGUAUCUGCACCCCACGGCAUUCGGGUGUAUAAUGAGCAAUGAGCGGGUCCUGUUCAGGCCCCUCGACACUGUGUCCCUCGCCAGAGUCAACCCGGCGGGCGAAGUAAACCCGACCCUCACCCAGGAGUGUGCCCGUUGCCUAAGAUGUGCUCGGGAGAGUGAAGAACCGGUGCCGAUCGACCGGUUCGCCCCCUUUAUGCUGGCGUCUAGACUAAGGGGUCACGAGCUUCCAUCCGAGCUGCGCGAAGAUCUGGAGAUGGAGGAACGUGCCGCGGAUGAGAGGGUGGCCCCACAAUACGACAAAGGGGGAGUGUUAACUGCAACUUUUCGUACUGUAACCGAUCUAAUGCAUAAGAAUUUAAGUUUGAAAGCCCAGCUGCGUAUGGCCGUUCGAGCGGUCAAAGCAGCGGGUGAGAAAGAGAAUCCUGAAACGCCACACCAAGAUGGUGCCGAGCAAGAGGGAGACCGCGUGGAAGAACCGAAAGAGAAGGGUGGAGCUUCGGAGGAACCCGUGAGAGUUUGGUCAGCGACUCCGCCCACUGAUGCAGCGUCAUUUCCGGCGAUCCCGCCCACUGAUGCAGCGUUGCUUUCGGCGACCACGCCUUCUUGCCGACGGAGGGGAGAAUCGAGCGGAGGAGCACAUCCGCCCCUCCUGCCUGAAGCAAUAACAGCAUCAAUGACUCCCGCAGCAGUAGUCCAGCCUGUAACAACAACUAACCAAGUUGCUACUACCUAUUACACUCGCACCAGAACUGAACUACAGGAUUUGUGCAGAGAAUCAAGAAUCCAACCUGAAGAAACUCUAGCUGUAUGGUUGGGACGUUUGGUCGUGGAACUUGGAUCCGACCUGCUGAACCAGGAAGAAGCAAGCUUCUUGGUCAGACAAGCUUCGUGGAGUAGAGGACAUGUCACUGACAUCGACAUGGUAGCGGUUAACGUUCACUGGCCUAUUCCACUGCCAGUGCUUGUUGCAGGACUGGUCGGUCAGAAAGCCCAUGUAUGGCAUGACGGACGGCCAGAACAUACUGGCGCAGAACAUCUCAUGCUAGGAAUCAUCGGAGUCUCAUACUGUGUCUGGAACCCCAGAGCAUGUGCGCUGGGAUUGACAUCACUCCAGCGAAUAAGACCAUGGCCUCACCAUCAUCUAUGAGAUCCUGGAACCGUUCCAGUGACCAUUCACAGCAUAGAUAGUUGUCUUGAGGUUUAUGGGUGAAAGAACAUCAUCGUCUUCUAGAUUCUGCUCAACCCAAUGGUGAACCAACCUGUGAGUAACCUCCUUCGUCAGUUGUCACGACUGCGUAUCCUGAUGGAGACAAGAUUGUCUAGUUAUCGGGAACGUCGACACCCGACCAAGAUUCAAGGCGCAAGACAUCAUGAAUCCGACCUUCCAUCAUUGCCACAGAGAACACCAGAGGAGCGAUACAUGUUUGGAUUUCUCCUACAGCGUUCUGGACUCAAUAAGUGACAACUUCGGAUUUUAGGGGAUGCAGGCCAAUGGCAACUGGCCUAUGAGUUAGGUUUCCAAUAUCUAGAAGAAUUAGACGACGGCUCCUCGAUGAUUUCAUCUAGUUGAGUGUGCAAGAGAGGGUAGUUUAAAGUAGCAAACACCUGUAUUAUCUGUUUUAGAAAUGAUAGUGUAGUUCCAUGGAAAUUUUGUAAAUAUUUUGAGAUACGUUAACUUAUUUUUUGAGAGUUUUAUUUACAGAUCCGGAAUUCAGAGUGCGUGGUGAAGAGAAGCCCCAAGAAGCAUAACAUCAUCGGAAGGAGUGAGGGCCUAAAGCGCAACUUCGCCAUGACGCCUACUGAAGCCCUGAUCGUGCAGUUUUUCAUUAUGAAUCUGAUUAUGUGUAUAUGCAUUUGUGUUGGUUAUUAUUUGGUUCAAUCCCUAGAGGACGAACUUCUUAUGUUAGUGGAUUUUGUGUUUACCCGUUUAGUUCGACAACCCAUGGUAAGAGCUCUUGAUAACCCAAGUGACGAGCGUGCAGCAUAAUUCAGCUAUGCCUUCAGCAAGGGGGGAUGUCAAAACCCAAGGGUGUGAUUUUUGUUUGUGUGCGCUUCGGCACUGCUGAAUUAUUUCCCGCCACUUGUAGCUUUCUUUGCAGGGUGCAUUUCUUCGUUGCAACACAGAAAUGCACAUUGCAAGGAGUUCCCGCCAUUUGUAUUCAGAUUUGUACCCCACUAUUGGUCAGUUCUAAAUUAUUCCUACAUGGCGGCUAGUGAUUGGCUUGCUAGCCGUAUAAGAGGCUUGAGUGGUUUCCGCCCAAGUUGGAGGACUCCACGACCAUCAGGAGGAGGAGAACUUCACGUCUCGUGAAGAUCUCUAAGCGCUGCGGAGCCUAUCGGACCCAGCGUGUAUCUCAAGAAGGCUAUAGGGGUCUGAUCAACCUCUCGCCUCUCCCCGUCGCCGCUUGAUCCCUCGACGUACCCUUCCCUGCGCGCAAAGUUCCACGGAGCCUAGCAAACUUCGUGUGAGUGAAUCCAGAGCUCUACCCGGGGUUCGAGUCCUGCAGUUUUUUUUCUUCCCAUCGCCGAAAGCCCAUUGCGACGUACUCCUGAGGUUUUUGUUCAUCUCCCGUCGCCGAAACCCCAUUGCGACGUACCCUUACGUUCUGCAGGUUCGAGUUUUUUGUUUUGUUUUGUAACCGCAACUCAAGCAAGUUUUCCUGCCUGCACCGCGACCAUCUUCAGUGUAAGUAAAAUAAUCUUAAAUCAA